UACAGUUGGUAACAACAACAACAACAUCAAGAGGCCAAUGAAGACAUUGAUUUUUUGAAUUUUUUUAUUUUUUGACGGAUUGAUUUUUUGAAAUUUUAAGUGGAGAGAAACCACAAAAAGAUGCUCAAUGAUCUCUUUGUACAUCCACUGAUAUCUGCAUAAAGCGUGCUUAGGUUGUCACCUCUUUCACUUGACAAAAGUGUCUGCUGUGCAUAAUAUAAUAAUAUUAUUAUUUUUGUUUAUUUUCUGAUCUGCCUAAGAUAACAAUUACAUUUUUGAAAUUACAGUGUCUGAACAUGAAGGUUUCUGUUGCAAUCAGCACUGCCAAAUAUAAACCAACAUGGAGUGUAACAUCAGUAAGAGAAAAGGGUUCAAUGUUUAAGUUUGUUGCUGGAGAAGCAAAGGCUGUAACCACAUGUCAAAGCCAUCUGCUGCUAUAGUUGGAGGUGCUGCUGGGGCACUUGCCUUGGUGGCAAUAGUCAUCGGAGUCGUGUGGUUCUACAAGAUACAUUGCAAGAAUCUUUCAAACAAGAAUUCAGAGACAGGUUCCUCAGAUCCAUCUGCAAUAGUGGAAUGGAGUAGGGGUGGACCCAGUUCCGGGGUACGGCAGGGAGCAAGGCUCUUCACAUUGGAGGAGCUAGACCAAGCUACCAAGCAUUUUGAUGAAAGCAGCCUCCUGGGAUAUGGAAGCUUUGGCCUGGUUUAUAAAGGCUUGCUCCGUGAUGGGACGGUUGUGGCUAUCAAAAGGCGUCCUGGUGCUCCUAGACAAGAAUUUGUCUCAGAGGUAACGUAUUUGUCGGAGAUUCAUCAUCGAAAUUUAGUUACAAUACUGGGUUACUGCCAGGAAAGUGGAUUUCAAGUAUUGGUAUUUGAAUAUAUACCAAACGGCAGCGUGUGCAAUCACCUAUAUGAUACUAGACUAGAGUCAUCAACUAAACUUGAGUUUAAGCAAAGGCUAUCCAUAGCUGUAGGGGCUGCAAAAGGGUUGUGCCACUUGCAUGGCCUAAAACCUCCCAUGGUACACAAAAACUUCAAAACAGCCAAUGUCUUGGUUGAUGAGGACUUCAUUGCCCACGUUGCAGAUGCAGGGAUUGCAAAACUACUUGAAAAGAUUGAAGAAGCAGGUCCUUCUCGCACGUCUAGUGUCAAUAUUUUCCAAGAUCCAGAGGUUGGAGCAUCUGGGGUUGCCUCUGAAAUGAGUGAUGUGCACAGCUUCGGGGUUUUUCUUUUGGAGCUUCUAACUGGACAGGAGGCUUUGGACAUUGGCUCCUUGGGAUCAAAUGAAAGCUUGUUUCAAUGGGUGGAAUCACGGCUGAGUUCAAAUACUCUGGUGGACAGGCGGCUAGCAGGAAGCUUCACUGGAGAGGGAAUGAGGGACUUGAUCAGGCUGACACUGCAAUGCAUGAGUUUUCCAGGAAGAAGAAGGCCCAAGAUGGAGAUGGUUGUGGUUGAGCUUGAGAGAAUUAAAGAGAAAGAAAUGGCAAUGACAACAGUGAUGGGGGAGGGUACUGAUACAUUUGCUCUCGGGAGUGUACUAUUCACUUGAACAUGAGCUUGGGCAAAGCUCAAGCUCUAACCACACCAACAAAAACAUCAUCUUAUAGCUUGGCUAGAACUAUUUGUAAUGCAAGACCUAAACUGCUGUAAAUUUGAGUUCCAUUUUAUAUUCAAA
Molecule: messenger RNA, 1672 nt
Organism: Prunus persica (peach)
Lineage: Eukaryota; Viridiplantae; Streptophyta; Magnoliopsida; Rosales; Rosaceae
Product: probable serine/threonine-protein kinase PBL21
Exons: 8
Coding region: 416-1546 (376 amino acids)
Biological process (GO): protein phosphorylation
Molecular function (GO): protein kinase activity; ATP binding
Source: RefSeq, a predicted model, not a curated record